Molecule: messenger RNA, 1145 nt
Organism: Durio zibethinus
Lineage: Eukaryota; Viridiplantae; Streptophyta; Magnoliopsida; Malvales; Malvaceae
Product: small ribosomal subunit protein cS22
Biological process (GO): chloroplast rRNA processing
Cellular component (GO): chloroplast thylakoid membrane
Molecular function (GO): mRNA binding
Source: RefSeq, a predicted model, not a curated record
GGUAAUGCGAUAGAACCCCUAUCUUCCCAAAGCCCUCUGUGCUCUCUAGUGUUUCCCAAGCAGAGAAAAUGGCUUCAAUAUCAUAUCUAAUAUCAUCACCAAAUCUCCCCAGUCCCAUGAAACUCUCCCUCACACUCCAAUCAAAAAACUUUCUCCAAAUCCUCCAACCAACAACAAAUCCACUUCCCAAUUUGCCUAAAAAACUCAUCUUGACUUCAUGUCCGAAGAAAUUAAGGUUGUUUGCUGUGGCAGAAGAUCAAACCUCAGUGUUGGCCUCUCCUUCUGAGGCCGCCAGGAGGCUUUACAUUGGCAACAUUCCCAGAACUGUGAACAAUGACGAGCUCACAAAGAUUGUUGAAGAACAUGGCGCCGUUGAAAAAGCGGAGGUGAUGUAUGAUAAGUACUCUGGAAGGAGCCGCCGAUUUGCUUUUGUUACAAUGAAAACGGUGGAGGAUGCAAAUGCAGCAAUUGAGAAAAUAAAUGGCACCAAAAUUGGAGGGCGUGAGAUCAAGGUAAACAUCACUGAAAAACCUCUUCCACAAGUGGAUUUGUCUCUCCUUCAGGCAGAGGAUUCCCAAUUUAUUGAUAGUCCGCACAAAGUUUAUGUGGGAAAUCUUGCAAAGACAGUAACUUCAGAUACACUCAAGAAGUUCUUUUCUGAGAAAGGGAAGGUAGUCAGCGCUAAGGUUUCACGGGUCCCAGGGACCUCAAAAUCUAGGGGAUUUGGGUUUGUAACAUUCUCUUCUGAAGAGGAAGUUGAAGCUGCUGUCUCUUCUUUUAACAAUUCUUUGUUGGAAGGGCAACAAGUUCGUGUAAACAAGGCAUAAAAUGGUUGGCAGUGGCAGCACUGUGUGGCUACUACAGGGGCUGGUCUAUCUUAUUCUGUAUCCAUUUCAUUGCAAAAUAGAGCAGUUCUUUGUCCUGAAUGUAUAAUCAACUUUGUUAGUGCAAUUGCUAUAGUAAGUUAUUUCUGCCAUGAGCUUUUGUAACCAUACGUGGCAGAAGGUUAGUGGUGGAAAGAGAGGAUAAACACAUUUCAUUUCGCUCGUCCCUUUUUAACAAAAUGAACUGAGUUUCUAAGAGAAAAGGACUACUGCUAUAUGAAUCGUAAUAGUAUUCAAUUAGUCAUGACUGAGUGAAAUGUA